Zasmidium cellare ATCC 36951 is the source of this 882-nucleotide messenger RNA. RefSeq lists its product as uncharacterized. The coding region runs from base 1 to 882 and encodes 293 amino acids. The transcript has 2 exons. The record is from RefSeq and is a predicted model, not a curated record. Lineage: Eukaryota; Fungi; Ascomycota; Dothideomycetes; Mycosphaerellales; Mycosphaerellaceae.
AUGUCCGCGUGGGAGUUCUUCUUCGGCUUCACCGCGGCAACCAAGGCUAAAUUCCCAUUCCUUUUCAGAGAGGAUGAUAUCGAUCGACAUAAAUGCAGCCGUGUAGUGUCGAUGCGAGUGCUCAGCUUGGGCAUGAGCCGCACGGGGACUGCUUCGAUGCAAAAGGCUUUGACGAUUCUGGGCUUUCCGACAUCGCAUGGAUUCGAUAUGCACGAAAAUCCACGAGACUGCGACAUGUGGAUGGAGGCUUACAAUGCCAAGUACUUCGGCGACAGGUCCAUCAAGCUCGAUGGUGUCUUCUGGGACAAGUUGCUCGGCCACGUAUCAGGCGUGACUGACACGCCAGCCAACUGCUUCGGGCCAGAACUGAUUGCUGCGUAUCCGAAUGCGAAAGUCGUCCUCAUUGAGCGGGACUUUGACAAGUGGUUCCCUUCUUUUGAGCAAGCUGUCAUCGCCGGGACAGAUUCUCCAGCCGGCUUCAAGGUCAUGCAGGCGGUGGAGAAGAAGUACGAGAAAGUCAUACCCGUAGUUUGGCGUGGCGUUAUGCAAGGCCAGUUUCAUGCCAGCAAUUCGAAAGAAUUCCGGGAGAAUGCCAAGGAGGUUUAUGGGAGGCAUUAUGCGGAGAUUCGGGAGGUGCUCAAAGACCAGCCUGAGAGGCUACUGGAGUUCCAGCUUGAUCAAGGGUGGGAGCCAUUGUGUGCGUUCUUGGGAAAGCCGGUGCCGGAUGUACCAUUUCCGAAGGUCAACGAAGGUGCAGAGCAUGACGAGAUGCUGAAGGUCGUUUACACCAAGUUCCUGCGGGAUGCGUUGGGGCUGCUUCUGAGGUGGACGAGUCCCAUUGUGGUGGCCUCGUUGGCGUGGAGGCUGUGGAAGGCUUUGUGA